AUGACCUGUUUAUUUUGGUUCGAGUCUAUUGACGAGCUGAAGAAAGCUGAAUCAAUUCGAUCACGACAACCCAACGCAUCAAUCCAGCGACUCCCCGCCUUGGCAAAGCCUCAUGAACAGUUUCGAAAAUGGGUAUACAAUGUUCUGUCAACGACCCAAGUCACCCAGAAUGUCAUCUUAUUGGCCCUGUUGUUCAUAUAUCGUUUGAAGAUGUCGACACCGCAGAUAAAGGGACGUGCUGGUAGCGAAUAUCGACUUUUGACGGUGGCGUUGAUGCUUGGGAACAAAUCGAAAGCUAAUUGUUGUUUAUCGGUAGUUCUGGACGAUAACACAUAUACCAACAAAACCUGGGCGGAGGUAUCUUGUUUCGCUGUCCAGGAAAUUCAUGUGAUGGAAGUAGAGUUCCUCAGCAACAUGCGAUAUAACUUGUUGGCUUCAAAAGAGGAAUGGGAGCAGUGGAUUGUGAAACUAUCCUGUUUCCAUGAUUAUUAUGAGCGAGCUUCCAAUCUUCCAGUAUCUCCCGUUCAUAUCCCUUCUCCUAGUCACAAAGCGCUAUAUUCGCCCCUUCCGUCACCAACUGGAACUGGAAUCCCGCCAUUCACGCCUUCGACCAAGUUUAAUCUCUCACCGAGUUCGAGACAUUGUCAAAAUGUGUCGGCUUACCAGUCCAAUGCUACAUCCCCACUGGCAUCGAAAAUUUCGAUCCCUAUACCAUCCUCUCGCAAACGAAGUCCCGACGAGGAUCUAACGGAGCAUCCUGCUAAACGAAUGGUGCAUUCAGCCGCUGCACAAAUUGUCCAAGGAGCCUCCAGUACACGACUGAAUGGACAUGUUGACAGUACCAGAUUACCAGUUCCUCACCUAACUGUGGUGACGAGUCAUAGCCCCGAUCAGUUCGCAACGGGCCAAAAUUUUUCCUCUCAAGGCUCGGUUCCAUCUGCAUCUCAACAGGUGGUAUCUCUACCUCCUCUUCAAUCGGGUGUUCGAGCAAUGUCAACUGUCUAUCAGACUGGUACGCCGUCUGCCGUGGCCUUGCAACCGCAAUCCGUGUCAGCUUCUUCUUCAUCCGCAAUAACCGGAUCUACCUAUCCAAUUACAGGCUUGCCGAUACACCCACAGGUGCCCUAUGGUACUCCGACGAAGCACCACAGCCCUAGAAAUAUGGCGCCUGCCUAUGGUUCCUCACCACUGGUGGAAGCUUUCGGGCCUGGAUCCGCGGUUCACACGCCUAUCGCUCAUACUCCGAUAUCGAAUUCGCCAAGUGUGUAUUUGCAGCACCGGGCUAGCCCGUACAAGCCCAUCCGGCACGUCAACAGGCUUCUUUGUCCGCCACCAUCGGCGUCUCUUGACCAGUAUCAUCUUUCGGUUCCAGUCCAGCCGAAUCAGAUGCACUAUCAGCCACUAGGUCGGCGACACGAUCUACGAACCGGCAUCGUACCUGAAUUUUUGGUCUACAAUCGAGGUCAGCAACAGCAUCUUAUACCACACGGUCCGCACCAGGGCCACUUUACGUCCUAA
Molecule: messenger RNA, 1518 nt
Organism: Metarhizium robertsii ARSEF 23
Lineage: Eukaryota; Fungi; Ascomycota; Sordariomycetes; Hypocreales; Clavicipitaceae
Exons: 2
Coding region: 1-1518 (505 amino acids)
Biological process (GO): regulation of cyclin-dependent protein serine/threonine kinase activity
Cellular component (GO): cyclin-dependent protein kinase holoenzyme complex; nucleus
Molecular function (GO): protein kinase binding; cyclin-dependent protein serine/threonine kinase regulator activity
Source: RefSeq, a predicted model, not a curated record